AUGACCAAUUGCACGGGGUGCACCUAUAUAGGUCCAACGACCACGACGGCCACGAGAGUGGUCACAGCGACCGCGGGGGCGACGGCGGCAACAACAGGACCAUCGGCCACAACAGGAGUCACAGGGGCGACCACGAAGACCUCGAGGACCACGCCCCCCGCCACGCAUGCGUCUGCGUCGCUGAACCUGUCUUCGAACAGCGGGAAUUCGGCCAUGACCAGCUCGCCGCCCAGCAGCUCGGACGAAGGGACAGGCAGUUACGCGAGCGACCCCGGCACCCCGACGCCACAGCAGCGGAAAGAAAUGAUGCGCCAAAAGAAAAGUUCCGCUGUAAAGGUUCUCAUCACCUUAUUCCCGAGGAUUCCCAAAGUAACCACAGUCUUGCUGGAGUUCUUCAUCAAGCGCGAAAACAAGGUGUCCCUCCUACGGGAUCCCCUGUCGCACUUCUGCCAGGAACAGUCCGUGCUGGCAGCCCAAGACUGUCUGCAGAAACUGCACCGGCAGUUUAUCACUUAUCAGGACAUCCGGGACAUGAUCGAAAACUUACUGGGCUUGCACAAUCUGUGCAUCAAGCGAGCUUCGGGCACGGCCCACAACCUCGGACUGGUCAUCCGAAAGUUAACCAUAAUCGUCGGAGAACUGGCCACGUCCUUGGAGAAGAUCUCCGAGGUACCUGUGACUGACUGGAUGGCCGUCGGCGAUUCUGUAAUCACCCGCACAGACAAGAUGUUCAUUGGCGAUCAGCAACCUUUCACAGAUUUCAUACCCAGGAUAACGGAACUUGAGCCUAUAAAACUUCUGGGUGCUGGAGGCUUUGGGGCUGUCUACAAGGCGCGCUACAAACCGGCCAAUCUGGUGUGCACCGUGAAAGUGAUAGCUGCGGAUCGCUUCAGCCGUCCUAAACAGGCUGCCAUCGACAAAGUGGUGGCGUCCGUCGUACGAUCGCCUUUUCUCGUCAAGUACUACGCGUGCUUUGCAACCAAGGAUGCGUACGUCACCGUGAUGGAAUACAUUUGCGGCGUCGAUCUGAUGCGAGUGGUGGAGAGGGCCACGUUCCUCCCCAUCGACCAAGUCCGUGUGGUCAUGGCCCAGCUCAUCUUGGCUGUCGAGCACCUCCACCUCAAGGGAUUCCUCCACAGAGACAUCAAGGUGUCCAACAUGCUUAUGCUUCCAGGAGGACGCGUGAAGUUAAUUGACUUCGAUACAAACAAAGUCUGCCUCGGUCACUUCACAAAACGCGUGAUGAAGGGAUAUUUCCGGAGGACACCUUUCGAGUUCCGAGACGGGGAAUCAGCUGGGACCAUCCCGUACAUGGCUCCCGAGAUACUCAAAAGAAGACCUUAUGGCCGUGCGUGUGACUGGUGGUCCACGGGCGUCGUCUUCUACAAGCUGAUGACUGGUCGGGUGCCCUUCCGCGGCAAGACCAAGAAGAUGCUCCGCGACCGCAUCAUCGCGUCGCCCCUCAAGUGGCCCAAGGUGGGCGAGCACCCUCACUCGGCCAGCUCGCAGGCCAAGGACAUGGUCUACCUGCUCCUCAAGAAGAACCCCGUCGAGCGCCUGGGCUCCAAGCAGUACCGGGACCUCAGGACGCACCCGUUUUUCGACGACUUCGACUGGACUCGGCUCCACAGCACCGGCAACCUGUGCAACAUCCCGGCUAUCUACGAACUGAUGCAGGCGUCGCCACCGCCAGACCCGACAACUAACGCCGCAAUCGGAGAAAACAGUCCCUUCAACCUAUGUACGCUGGUCGCCGAUAUUGCGUUUGUGUUUAAGGGUUAG
Ixodes scapularis (black-legged tick) is the source of this 1782-nucleotide messenger RNA. Its product is annotated as microtubule-associated serine/threonine-protein kinase 3-like. Gene Ontology annotation, molecular function: protein serine/threonine kinase activity; magnesium ion binding; ATP binding. Gene Ontology annotation, biological process: intracellular signal transduction; peptidyl-serine phosphorylation. NCBI's taxonomy places the organism in Eukaryota, Metazoa, Arthropoda, Arachnida, Ixodida, Ixodidae. The transcript has 10 exons. The coding region runs from base 1 to 1782 and encodes 593 amino acids. The record is from RefSeq and is a predicted model, not a curated record.